GUUCAUUCAAUGUAUCUUUAAUCAUCAAACAACAUCACAAUUUUGCUUCAACAUCACCAAAAGUCAUGUGCUUUAAUACCCUUGCUUAAUAAGCCUUGGGACAACUGGCAUAUAAAAGUACACUUAUGUCCAGAGUUAAAGUUGCUUUCCGAACUGAACAAGCACUUGAGUACAUCUUAAUUGACAGUGAUCAAAAUGGUUUUGAAAGUUGCAAUCUUUGGUGCUAAUGGUAAAGUUGCCACUCAACUAUUGAAGAAAUUCUCACAAUUGAAAACAGAAUUUGAACCAACUGCAUUCAUUAGAAAUGCUUCUCAAGGUGCUAAAUUCAAAGAAUUAGGUGUGAAUUAUUCAACUGAUAUAGAUAUUACAAAUUCCAAUUUGAACACAAUUACAGAGGCUUUGAAAGGUUACGAUGCUGUGGUUUUCAGUGCAGGUGCUGGUGGUAAAGGACUUGAUUUAACUUUUAGUGUUGAUUUAGACGGUGCUGUUAAGGUUAGUGAAGCUGUUAAAGCUGCGAAUGUGAAAAGAUUCAUCCUUGUGAGUGCAAUCAAAUCACUGGAUCGUGAAUUUUGGUGGGAUGGUCCCUUAAGAUCUUAUUAUAUUGCGAAGAAAUAUGCAGAUGAGAUUAUUUCCAAAGAUGAUGAUUUAAAUUGGACCAUUUUACAACCAGGAUAUUUGAAAGAUGAACCAGGUAAUGGUAAAGUGGAAGAUCCAAAAAAGGUUGAAGAUAUCGCUGAUGGCAUUCCAAAAGGUGAUAGCACAAAGAUUUCCAUCCCAAGAGAAGAUGUUGCACAAGCGAUUGUGGAGAUUUUAAGAGACGGAUCCUCAAACAAAAAAUUCAUCCCAUUGAUCAGUGGUUCUUUGGAGAUUAAAGAAGCCAUUAAAAAGGCUUAAAUACGACAAGUUGAUGAUUUCAUGUACACAGCAAAAACUCCUUGUAGGAUUUGAGUAAGAUCGAGAUGACAGACUUUGUGACAGUAUACAGC
This is a messenger RNA of Hansenula anomala, 986 nucleotides long. RefSeq lists its product as uncharacterized. NCBI's taxonomy places the organism in Eukaryota, Fungi, Ascomycota, Saccharomycetes, Phaffomycetales, Wickerhamomycetaceae. The record is from RefSeq and is a predicted model, not a curated record. Bases 196 to 894 code for a protein of 232 amino acids. The transcript has a single exon.